AUGGGUGUACCAUUUUUCACCACAUAUGUUGAUGGAUACUUAAACAUCUAUGUUCCAAUUGAGUUAACAGGUAAAAAUAUUAUUAUAGAUGGUACUUCUCUGUGCUACGAAAUGUGUCGUCAAAUUAAUGGAGGAAAAAACACUGCUCAUCGUUCUAUAGAUUAUAAUGAAUAUAAGCGAGAAUACUUUCGUCCAUUAUUUCAUUUAUUGAAAGAAAAAUGUAAAAGCAUUGUCGUUGUAUUUGAUGGGAUAGUGACAAAGAAGCGUGAUUACUUAAGAAAAAUAGAUUAUCAAAUCAGAACAGAGAAUAAUAAACCACCAAUCUUAUUAAUUAAUGUGAUAAAGUCUGUGUUGAAUGAACUAAAUAUACGUUAUCAAGUCGCCAUCGGCGAAGGUGACGAAACAUGUGUAGUUUUAGCCAAUAAAGAGGAUGCUUUUAUUUUGGCAUCCGAUAGUGACUAUUAUUUCCACAAUCUAAAGAAAGGUUAUAUACCAUUCAAACAUUUAGACACAGGAUCAUUAAAGGGUAAAGUCUAUCAUGCAUUCAAAUUAUCGAAAAAUAUACACAACUUAGCACUAUUAGCCGUUCUUCAAGGUUACAACUUCCUAGAUCAUGAAACAAUACAAUGUCAUAUUAAAUGUCCAGGUAAUUUAGAAAAGGAAAAUAAAUUCAAUCAAUGGCUUGAGCAGAACUGUUUUGAUGAAACGGCUUGUUCACAUUUAAAAUUUAUAUUUUGUGUGUUACAAUGGUUAGAAUUCACUGGUAAUAUCCAAAUUGAUACCUCAAGAUUUUACCAAUUAAUUAGUAAAAAGAGAAUACGUGCAGAAUUUCAAGCAACAAUGCAAAUUUAUUUAAAUCCUACGACUGGUCAUGAUGGUUUGCUCACAAAAUGUGAUAACAGAAUAUCGAAGAAAGCAGUAAAAUUAGUAUCAUCUGGUAAACUUGAUCCAAUUGUUAUUGAUAUACUUGUUAAUCGGCGUUUUUUUAUAUCAAAUCAAAAUCACAUUGAAGUAUUGUUACCCAUAUUUGGUAUUCUUGUGGAAUGGGAUUUGAAAAAAGCGAAUACUGUUGAUCGGGAUUAUAAUGUAAUUAGUAAGAAUUUAACAUUAAAAUAUAAUCUAUUUGACAAGUUAAAAGAAUAUAGUUCAAAUAUACCGAAGUUAAAAGAUGCUGAACGUAUGAAAAAUUUAAAAUCUCAUGUUUUUCGAUGUUUAACUUAUACAAUAAAAUUUCAAGAUAAAUCUAAAAAAAGAAAAUUAUACAAUCAACAUCAUCACAUACAUAAAGAUUAUCGUUUAUGGUUAUUAAUGAUAUACCACUGGUAUAAAACAACAACAAUCUCAUAUCCAUUCGUUUAUCUAUGUGCAUUUAUUAUUUCAUUUCUGAAAUUAAAUUUUCUUGAUACAUAUGACUACAAUCAUAACAGCAUUUUAGAUAAUGACAACCUAUCGUCGUCUUUUCUUCGACAUUCAGUUCAAUUGCUAAAAACGUCUCUGUCACACUCUGAGUGCCGACAUAUUAGACAGAAAAUUCCAAGCGACAAUCAUGUUCCUAAAGAUUCUGAAAUAAUAAUUGAAGUUCAAAAUGUAGAACAACUAUAUCAAAAUACAAUAAUUCUCAAUGAAUUUUUCAAGCAACCAUACACGGUUUUGCCACCACAAGCGGUUUUUUCUAUUGAUUUAAUCUAUGCAUUUGUUGAAAAAUUUAAAAAUGAAAACAAAAUCCAAACGACGAAAAAGAAAAUCUUCAAAAUGUUUUCUCAAAAAGAAGUACUAUGUCGCCUGUUUGAUGAAAUUUACUCUUUUAUUGCUAAUUAA
Molecule: messenger RNA, 1818 nt
Organism: Didymodactylos carnosus
Lineage: Eukaryota; Metazoa; Rotifera; Eurotatoria; Philodinida; Philodinidae
Source: the annotation of a GenBank genome assembly